GGGAAACUUCUAGAAGUGAGACUCUGUUCAUAAUAGAGAUUAAACCAGAAGGAGGCUUAUUGAAUAAAGUGGGAUCCAACAAGAAUGUAAGACAGAGUGCAAUCACUUGUGAUAAAUCCAUCAUAAAGGAAAUCAAAGGCUGAACCACCUGCCAUUUUGGAGACAUUUGACAAUAAGUAGCCUAAGAAAUAAUACCAAAUUGAAAUCACCAACCGUGGCAAUGGAAGAAAGUAAUGAACAUGAUCAACCUGUUUCAGCAGGGAGGCAAGAAAUGAGAAAAAGAAGGAAGCCUUCUCAACCAAUGAUAGACAAAUCCCAGCAAACAGAUAUCACUGAGAAAAAGAAAUACCUGACAGGUUCACAACUGGCUGCACCAAAAGCUGUCCUUAGCCAUAGUAAUAUACAUGAAAGCAAAGCAAAGCAUUCUACUAAAGAAUAUGAUAAAAUGAGAUUAUCUUCUCAGCUUCAACAAACCUGGCAGAGGAGAAAACAUGGACAAGAAGUAGCAGAUAAAUCCCAGCAGACAGAGGAAAUUAAAGGAGGGAAAAAAAAAGCCUCAAGAAGGAGGGAAGAAAUUCUACCACCACAAUCUAAACUUGAGGAACCUAAGGAAUCAAGUGGGGGAGGAGAAAUGAAGUCUGGUGAACCACUUGGAGAAGCCUUAGUUGAUGUUGGAGGGGCACCUCCUCCUGUCCCUGAAUCCGAUAUUGAGCAAAUUGCUCAUCCAUCUAAAGAACACGAAACUCCCUUAAACAGACGCCCGAGCUAUUCCCUGAUAAACAGAUCUCAGCAAACAAGUUGCACUGGAGAUUGGGGUCUUAUGGCCUACUAUGGCCUAUACAGAGAAAUGGUGGACAAGCAGACUGGAAUGAGUGACACAGAGCUAAUAGGAUUUCCUAGUGCUAGUAACAAAAAAGAUUCAUCAUCCCAGCCAAUGGAAGAUACUGAGGGACCUAAAGUAUCACCAAGGACAUCCCGAGGAAGUUCUGCUAGUAGAAAAAGUUUCUCUCCCUCCAAAAUCAUCUCUGCCCGGGGAAGUACUGAAGCUGCUAGCAGAGUUCUUUCUCCCCAGGUAAGUGCUAGGGCUAGCAAAACAUUCUCUGCCCGGGGAAGUGCUUCUGCUAGCAAAACUUUCUCUCCCUCAGGAAGUGCCAAAAUCAUCUCUGCCCAGGGAAGUGCUACUGCUAGUAAAACUUUCUCUCCCCAGGCUAGCAAAGCCUCAAUUAUUGAACCCCUUGAAGAAUCUGGCUCUGAGAUAGGUCUGAAAAGCCCCGAAAGGAUAAUAGAUGCUACCCCUGAAGUACCACCCAUUAUAAAAAGGGAGAAUGUUUCUAUAGAAGAGGUAGUUCAUGAAGAACAGCCUCCUCUUGCUGAACUUGAAUCUUCUGACAGAGAGGGCCCUAUUGAUCUAGAGUCUCCUUCUGUUGCUGAAAAAGAAUUUGCUCCUGAGGAAGAAGGUCCUCUUGAGGACAUAGAGUCUCCUGUUGAGGUAGAGGUUUCUCCCGUGGAAGAGGCUCUUGUUGAGGAGCUAGAGUUGCCCAUUGAAGAAGAGGUUUCUCCCAUGGAAGAGAUGCUCCAUGAGGAACCAGAGCCUCCUCCUACUGACAUGGAACUUUCUCCCAUGGAAGAAAGCCCACUUGAGGAACAAGAGCCUCCUGAUGAAGUGAAGUCUUCUCUUAUGGAAGAAGCUCCACUUGAUGAGGUAGAGGCUGCCCCUGUGGAAGAAGCUCCUCUUGAGGAAUUAGAGCCUUCUCCUGAUGAAGUGGAGCCUUCCCCUGUAGAAGAAGCACCUCUUGAGGAAUUAGAGCCUUCUCCUGAUGAAGUGGAGCCUUCCCCUGUAGAAGAAGCACCUCUUGAGGAAUUAGAGCCUUCUCCUGAUGAAGUGGAGCCUUCCCCUGUAGAAGAAGCACCUCUUGAGGAAUUAGAGCCUCCUCCUGAUGAAAUAGAGGCUGCCCCUGUGGAAGAAGCUCCUCUUGAGGAAUUAGAGCCUUCUCCUGAUGAAAUAGAGGCUGCCCCUGUGGAAGAAGCUCCUCUCGAGGAAUUAGAGCCUCUUCCUGAUGAAGCAGAGCUAUCUCCUGUAGAAGAAGCUCCUCUUGAGGAAUUAGAGCCUUCUCCUGAUGAAGUAGAGUCUUCCCCUGUAGAAGAAGCACCUUUUGAGGAAUUAGAGCCUCCUCCUGAUGAAGCAGAGCCAUCUCCUGUAGAAGAAGCACCUCUUGAGGAAUUAGAGCCUCCUCCUGAUGAAGCAGAGCCAUCUCCUGUAGAAGAAGCACCUCUUGAGGAAUUAGAGCCUUCUCCUGAUGAAGUAGAGCCUUCCCCUGUAGAAGAAGCACCUUUUGAGGAAUUAGAGCCUUCUCCUGAUGAAGUAGAGGCUUCCCCUGUGGAAGAAGCACCUCUUGAGGAGUUAGAGCCUCCUCCUGAUGAAGUAGAGUCUUCCCCUGUAGAAGAAACUCCUCUUGGGGAAUUAGAGCCUCCUCCUGAUGAAGAAAAGGCUGCCCCUGUGGAAGAAGCUCCUCUUGAGGAAUUAGAGCCUCCUCCUGAUGAAGCAGAGCCUUCCCUUGAGGAGGAAGUUCCUCUCCCUGAGGAAGAAGCUCCUCUUGAAGAACUGGAGUUUUCUCCUGUUGAAACCAAGGCUGCUCCUGAGGAAGAAGCUCCUGUUGAAGAACCAGAAUUUUCUUCGGUUCCCAUAGAGAAUCCUCCUGAGGAAGAAGCUCCUGUAAAUGAACCUGAACUUGUGUCUCCUCCUGCUGAAACAGAGAAUGUUCCCAUGGAAGAAACACCUUUGGAUGAAUUAGAGCACCCCCCUGCUGAGAUGAAGAGUACUCUUAUGGAAGAAGUCCCUCCUGAUUUACCUUCUUCUCCUCCUGUGGAACAAGAGGAUUCUACUGAAAUAGAGAUUCCUCCAAAAGAACCAGAGUCUACCCCUGUGGAACCAGAAGUUCCUGAAGCAGCUGAGUAAGAAAGAGUCCCCAAGAAGGAAUCUCAGUACCAAGUUAAAAUUUAAGCACAUGCCUUAGAAAAGGGUAGGGCUCUGAAAGUAGGAAGGGGGAUUGUCAAAGAAAAAGGAAACAUCACAGUUGGAGUACAUAUUGGAAAAAUGAAUAAUAAAAAAGGAAAGCGGUUUAAAAUUUCUUGUGUUAUUGCCGCUAAAAGAGGUUAGGAAAAUAUGGAAAAGUAUGGAGUAUGGAAAAGACCUAUUUUU
Trichosurus vulpecula (common brushtail) is the source of this 3199-nucleotide messenger RNA. RefSeq names its product fibrous sheath CABYR-binding protein-like. Gene Ontology annotation, biological process: negative regulation of protein sumoylation. NCBI's taxonomy places the organism in Eukaryota, Metazoa, Chordata, Mammalia, Diprotodontia, Phalangeridae. The record is from RefSeq and is a predicted model, not a curated record. Gene Ontology annotation, molecular function: calcium ion binding. Gene Ontology annotation, cellular component: sperm fibrous sheath; sperm principal piece. The transcript has 2 exons. The coding region runs from base 221 to 2956 and encodes 911 amino acids.